CCACCUGCGCGCGUCGCGUUCGGAAGCGCAGUUGUAGGGAGCCGAGCUUGAGCUGGGCAUGCGCAGUGCGGGGAGCGGGCUUGUCAGGGUGAGACUCCCGGCAGGACAGCCAGCAACUCUUCAUCUGUUGCCAUGGGGUGUCUGUUCUCUCUCGGUGGUAAUGUGUCUUCCAGGCAGAGAAGAGAGAAUGAUGAGGACUUGCUAGAUAGCAGAGAUCGUGAGGAAGACAUUGCCAAGUUUCCAUAUGUUGAGUUCACAGGUCGGGACAGCAUCACCUGCCCAACUUGCCAAGGCACUGGCUGUAUUCCCACAGAGCAGGUAAAUGAGUUGGUGGCGCUAAUACCAUACAGUGACCAGAGGCUCCGUCCCCAGAGAACGAAGCUCUAUGUGCUGCUGUCUGUGCUGCUCUGCCUUCUGAUAUCAGGGCUGGUGAUUUUCUUCCUGUUUCCACACUCGGUCCUUGUGGAUGAUGAGGGCAUCAAAGGGGUUCAAGUUUGGUUCGACCAGAAAAACUCCAUUGUCAUUCUUGCAAUCACGACCACUCUGAGGAUCAGAAACUCCAAUUUCUAUUCAGUUGCAGUAACCAGCCUAGCCAGCCAGGUGCAGUACAUGAACACUGUGGUUGGAACCCAACAGAUUACCAAUGUGUCCCGCAUCCAGCCGCUGAGCGACAAACUGGUGAAUUUCACUGUGAAAUCAGAGAUGGGUGGACCUUUCUCCUAUGUGUAUUUCUUUUGCACAUUACCCAAGGUCACGGUGCAUAACAUAGUGAUCUUCAUGAGAACAUCAGUGAAAAUCUCAUACAUCGGCCAUGUGACUCAGAGCUCCUUGGAAACAUAUCACUAUGUAGAUUGUGGUGCUAAUUCCACAGCUGUCCAGGACCCUCGGCCUGUGUCCACCCCACCUACUCUAGAUAGUGUAACCAAAGAGAGGAGGAUACUCUGAAGACAACUGAGUCAACUAAUACUUCUCUUUGGGAAGUGAUCAUGCAGACUGACUUUUAUUAUGAAUUAUGUACCUGUAAGCAGGAUCAUAAGGUAACUUUUAAAUGGAAUUAGAGGGAUCGUUGAUGUCUUUGGAGAAACUUGGGGUGAACAGGAGGUGUCUGAAAUCAUGUGGCACUUCAUGUUAAUGCAUAUGCAUCUUGGCUGCACAGCUUACCUUUUGGGCAGUGAUUUGAGAGCGUGUCCACUUGUGAUCCAAUCUGAUCCUUCCCAAAACAUGCUGAGUUCCCACCCACUUAUAACUUUGACAUCAAUCUGGUAUUUAGCUGUUGCAAUGAAUUUCUUAGAAUUGAACCCAGAAGAAUUCAAGGAACUGUUUUAAAUAUAUCUUUCAAUGGAAAGACUUAAUGAAAUUCAAAGAAGGCUUCAGACUCUCAUUGCCUUGGGAUAAAUGCUGGGGAUUGAAUUUUGCUGCUGUUUGGUGGGCUCUGCUCUAUUUUUUUUGUCCUUUCUGGACAAACAUGGUAUUUCAGUGAAACUUUUUGCCCCUCAUUCUGCUUAGUGACAGCAUACCAUUAAAAUGUUAUGGCAUUUUGUUA
Messenger RNA from Chelonoidis abingdonii (Abingdon island giant tortoise), 1543 nucleotides. It is a transcript of the gene TMEM106C, whose product is annotated as transmembrane protein 106C. NCBI's taxonomy places the organism in Eukaryota, Metazoa, Chordata, Testudines, Testudinidae. The record is from RefSeq and is a predicted model, not a curated record.